Molecule: messenger RNA, 2613 nt
Organism: Olea europaea var. sylvestris
Lineage: Eukaryota; Viridiplantae; Streptophyta; Magnoliopsida; Lamiales; Oleaceae
Product: exocyst complex component EXO70A1-like
Exons: 2
Coding region: 202-2190 (662 amino acids)
Biological process (GO): exocytosis
Cellular component (GO): exocyst
Molecular function (GO): phosphatidylinositol-4,5-bisphosphate binding
Source: RefSeq, a predicted model, not a curated record
AAGUCGGUUUUGAGAGAGAGAGAGAGAGUAAUUAGAAAAGAAAUGGUCACCUCGUCAACACCAGAAGUUUGAACGUUCAACUCCCCCAAUGACCCCACGAAUCUCAAAAAGCUGCAAUCCAUUUUCCCCAAUUCCGAAGCCCUAAAUUAUACGUACAGCAUCUUCUAUUCUACGCAUUUUCCAGUGACCAAACCCUCAACGAUGGCUGCGACGACGGAAGGGAAAGAUAAGGUAUUGGCCACUGCGCAGCGCAUCGUACAGAGCCUCCAUAACACUUCCGACACCGAUGAUAUGCUUCUUAUCCUCUCGGCGUUCGAUAACCGUCUAUCCACGCUAUCCUCUUUUGUAUCGUCGGAUGACCCUUCAUCGGGUGCCCAAAAGUCUGCCGCCUCCGCCGUGUACCUCCGCUUCGAGGCUGCGGAGCAGAUCGUUUUGAACGAGGCGGAUUCGUCGUCUUUAACCGAUGAUUACCUUGCCGCCGUUGAUGUGUUAAUUCAAUCGACCGAGGAAUUGAAUUUGAAUGAUCGAGAUGGGGAACUUCAGGCUGGGGUCCAAGCGGCUGGCGCCAGAUGUGACGUCAUGGACCGGGCGGAGAACGCGUUGCAUGUGACAAUGACGCGUCUGGAGGAUGAGUUUCGGCACAUUCUCAUCCGAAACACGGUGCCUCUGGACCCGGAGCGGGUCCGCCGCUCUUCUCAUUCCUCGUCAACCGUUGCCAUUGCGGCCCCUCUUUUUUUUGACGAUUAUUUGACCGAAAGCCUGGAUGAUGUAAGUAGUGGGCGGUGCAGCCACCACGGCCGUGGCCGGGGAGUGAGUUUUGGGGGAGAUGAUGUGUCCCUGGAUUUGAUAAACGAGGAUGCUGUAAUUGAUUUGAGACAGAUUGCGGAUCGCAUGAUCCGAUCGGGAUAUGAAAAGGAAUGCUGCCAGGUCUAUUGUACUGUCCGCCGCGAUGUUCUUGAUGAAUGUAUGGUGAUUCUCGGGGUAGAAAAAUUGAGCAUUGAGGAGGUCCAGAGGGUUGAGUGGCGUUUGCUGGAUGAUAAAAUUAAGAAAUGGAUUCAAGCAGUUAAAGUAAUUGCUCGGUCUCUUUUGCCGAGUGAAAAAGACCUCUGUGAGCAGAUAUUUACUGGGUCUGAUUUGAUUAAGGAAGUUUGCUUUUUGGAGACAGCAAAGGCCUGCGUAAUGCAGUUGUUGAAUUUUGGAGAGGCUGUCGCCAUUGGGAGGAGGUCCUCAGAGAAACUGUUUAGGAUUCUCGACAUGUAUGAUGCUUUGGCGGGGGUUUUGCCAGACCUGCAGUCACUAUUUAUGGACGAAGAGGCAGGUGACAUGGUAUGUAGCGAGGCCAAAGGUGUGCUGGAUAGUUUGGGUGAGGCUGCCAUUGGGACAUUUGUGGAGUUUGAGAAUGCAGUUCAGGCAGAGUCUUCUAGGAAGACAUUGCAGAAUGGUGAAAUUCACCCACUCACUCGAUAUGUUAUGAAUUAUGUUAAGCUGCUAUUGGAUUAUAGUGAUACUCUCAAUGCAAUUUUGGAGAAUGCAGAGGAUGAGUUACGACGGGUGGAGAGCGGGAACUCUGACAAUUCAGAGAUGAAAAGCAUGUCCCUGAUAGGUCAGCGCCUGCUGGCAUUGACUCAGUCUUUGGAAUCAAAUCUUGAAGAGAAAUCGAGAAUGUAUGAGGGUACAGCAAUGCAGUAUAUAUUUUUAUUGAAUAAUAUACUGUAUAUCGUACAGAAAGUGAAAGAUUCGGAGCUUCGAAACCUUUUGGGAGACAACUGGAUUAAAAGGCGACGGGGUCAGAUUCGACAGCAUGCUACACAAUAUCUCAGGGCAUCAUGGAGCAAGGCCUUAUCUUGCUUAAAGGAUGAAGGAAUUGGGGGGAGUUCAAGUAAUGCAUCAAAGGUAGCUUUGAAGGAUAGGUUUAAGAAUUUUAAUGCAUGCUUUGAAGAUAUCUAUAGGAUUCAGACGGCUUGGAAGGUCCCAGAUCCUCAACUUCGUGAAGAGCUCCGGUUAUCCAUUUCGGAAAAAGUGUUACCAGCUUAUCGCUCAUUUCUGGGUAGGUUUGGAAGUCAUCUAGAAAGUGGGAGAAAUGCUGGUAAAUACAUCAAAUACACUUCAGAAGAUUUAGAGAAUUAUUUGUUGGAUCUAUUUGAAGGGACACCCCUUAUUCUGCACCAUAUGAGACGAAAAAGUACUUAGAAUGCAAGAUUGGAAACCGGUUCCUCUUUUAUAUUCACUUAUGUCGGAUGUUAUAUGUCAUAUCCUGUAGAACUGUGGAGGCUUCAUGGAAGUCCAAUUAGUGAGUUUAGUUUGAUUAGCAGAAUGAUGCUAGUCUAAACUUUGUUUUCUUUCAUGGUGAGGUCUACCACCUAUUGUACCGACGGGGGCGUUGUAUGUGUAUAGCUGGAGUUUUUUUUCCCCCUCGGAGAUUGAUGUUAUUUUCUCUUUGCAAAUGUAUAAUCGUUUCUGCUCUUUUUUUGACUUGUUUUUUAUGAGGAAUAACAUCAAGUGAUAAGGUAAACUGCUUUUGUUUGUAGAUAUCUUUCAUUACAAAAUUCUGAUUUACAAAUAUCAGGUGUAAUCUAUGAAAUCUUAAUAUACUUCAUGGUUUGACUUUGAUAA